UGACACCACUACACUCGCCCUGCGCCAGUGCGACACGCUCGCGCGCUAAGCGUUUCCGCAGGUCGUCUCUACAUGUGUGAUUCUUUCGCAGGUUCGCCUCGCGUCAAUCCAGGCCAGCGGGUGGGACUAUGCUGCUCAAUCUUUUACUAUUACUUCGUUCCCUCCUUGACUUUUCUGAGUCGUCUGAGUCGAUUCAGUUGGGACAGCGCCUUGCUGCUCGGUAGACACUCACGCUCCAAUCCUUUGUAGCGCAAUUAGCCAGCCCUCGACACUCGGCCUGGCAUUCGUGAGUCUUCUCACAGCAGUUCGCGGAACAACCAUGGCAUCUGGCGGUGUAUGCCCUCAGAGACCCGAACCGACACUCUCCUUCACACAGGGCCUCGUCGUGGGUCAACUCUCCGUCGUGCUCAUCCUGGCAGCUUUCAUCAAGUUUUUCAUCUUCGGCGACCCCCCUUCGUCAGACGUCACAGCAUCCCUCAGGGCCACGGAACGGAGGGCCAGAACGCUUGCCCACAAACAGUCGCUGCUGACACUCCGGUCACCUGGCCAUCGCCAUGUCGCCCAGAGUCAAAGCCUUGGCCGCAAAAGGUCAACGGUGCUCCGGAACCCGCCGGCAUUGACAAUCGGCUCCAUCCUCAGCAAGACAUAUUACAAUGUAGACGGUCACCAACCCGAGAGUUUGGAUUGGUUCAACGUCUUGGUAGCUCAGACCAUUGCCCAGUUUCGCAGCGAUGCUCAGCAUGAUGACGCCAUACUCGACUCUCUGACCAAGGCCCUGAAUGGCACAUCACGGCCUGACUUCGUGGAUGAUAUCCGCGUGACCGAGCUCAGCCUUGGCGAGGACUUUCCCAUCUUCAGCAACUGUCGCGUCAUCCCCGUUGAUGAAGACGGGCUUACAUUGGGCAAUGGAGUCAGAUUCGAUGCCGCGAGCGCUGCGAGGGACGGCACGAGACUUCAAGCACGCAUGGAUGUCGAUCUUAGCGACAUGCUUACUCUCGCCGUUGAGACGAAGCUACUUCUCAACUACCCCAAAAAGCUAUCCGCGAUUUUACCCGUCGCACUCGCUGUAUCCGUAGUGCGAUUCAGCGGCACGCUAUCGAUUUCCUUUAUACCGAGCAACCCAUCCCAAUCCACACCGACAAUGAUGACUUUCAGUUUCCUUGACGAUUACCGCCUAGAUUUCUCCAUUCGCAGUCUCUUGGGAAGCCGCUCUAGACUACAGGACGUGCCCAAAAUUGCGCAACUCGUCGAGGCGCGCCUCCAUAGGUGGUUUGAUGAGCGUGCCGUUGAGCCUCGCUUCCAAGAAAUUGCCCUUCCCAGUCUCUGGCCAAGGAAGAAGAACACGCGAGGCCCCGAUGAUGCCAUGGCCGAUGUUGGCAGCGGAUCUGUCGGCCGCUCAAAGGGCAAAGAUCUUGGCCGUGAUUUGCGCGACGGGGCGCGACUGAAAGAACCUUGUGGCGGAGAAGAGGCAAGGGAUACGAAUCCGCCGCUCCGACACCGCAGACCGCAAGGAUCGGGAGAAGAGGAUGACUUUCCGAUGCCGGGGUCUCUCCCGGGCGUUCAACUGCGAUAAUAUAGCAGUCUUGAGCUAGUUGAUAUUGACCAGCAUUAACAACACAACGCAAUGCCUAUGGGCUCGAUGUUUCAGAGAAAUGAUGGCGGUGUGCGAUCCGGCGACGUGCGAGCUGUCCGAGAGACGGCCUUGUUGCCGACUUAAGAUCAGGAUAGCACCUAACGCACAGCCCCCAGUAUCUGUUCAGUCAGAUGGCAGUCAAAGCCGAGGGCGAACUUGUCAAAGAAUACAGGUUGGAUCUCCAGAGAAAGCAACCGCCAAGGAGCAGGGAAUAGUAGAGCAUGGUCCAUGGCAGCAAACGAAGCGCCUGCUUCGAGUCAUGCGUGCGCAACCAGUAGGGCUCGACAGGACCCCAAAUACGCGGGAGCCCAAUAGAGUUGCAUAGGGCGUGAACAGCGACAGCUGCGAGCAAGGAGCCAGUCCGCAAAUAAAUGAAGGUUGCAUAUGCGCCAAAGAUGGAGGUGUAUGAGAACUGAAGGACUGAGCGGGCGACAGCUACGGCAAGCGGGGUUUCUGGAUGCGUGACGCGGAAUUCGUAGAAGUGGUGCACAUGGGCUAAGCCGAACACAACUGGAGAGAGGAAGAUGAUGGAACUCAUGUCUGAGCCAGCGAGCAAGAGUAAGGGAACGGCAGCGGAU
Molecule: messenger RNA, 2211 nt
Organism: Purpureocillium takamizusanense
Lineage: Eukaryota; Fungi; Ascomycota; Sordariomycetes; Hypocreales; Ophiocordycipitaceae
Product: vacuolar protein sorting-associated protein 45
Exons: 2
Coding region: 320-1573 (417 amino acids)
Biological process (GO): mitochondrion organization; phospholipid transport
Cellular component (GO): ERMES complex; endoplasmic reticulum
Molecular function (GO): lipid binding
Source: RefSeq, a predicted model, not a curated record